CGCCGCUUUACGCCGCGCCCCGCCGCCCCCUCCUCUCCCGGUAGGGCCGCGGCCGGCGAGCGGUGGGGCCCGCCUCCGCCAUGGUGCUGGAGUCGGUGGUGGCGGAUUUGCUGAACCGCUUCUUGGGCGACUAUGUGGAGAACCUGAACAAGUCUCAGCUCAAGCUGGGCAUAUGGGGGGGUAAUGUGGCACUUGACAAUUUACAGAUAAAGGAGAAUGCAUUAAGUGAACUGGAUGUACCUUUUAGAAUAAAAGUUGGUCAGAUAGAUAAACUUACCCUGAAGAUUCCUUGGAAGAAUCUCUAUGGCGAGGCAGUUGUUGCAACUCUAGAAGGCUUGUAUCUUCUAAUAGUUCCUGGAGCAAGCAUUAAAUAUGAUGCAGAGAAGGAAGAAAAAUACUUUCAGGAUAAUAAGCAAAAGGAACUGGCAAGAAUUGAGGAAGCCUUGCAGAAAGCGGCAGAAAAAGGCACUCAUUCACAAGAUUCCUUGUAUGGGUUGGAGAGUCUAAUUUACAAGGACAUUAAGCCUGGACGUAAGCGUAAAAAGUAUAAAAAGCAUUUUAAGAGACCCUUUAAAGGUCAUGGUCACUCAAAAGACAAACCAAAGGAGGAGAAGAAAGAUACUUUCUUGGAAAAGCUUGCAACUCAAGUUAUAAAAAAUGUGCAAGUCAAAAUCACAGGCAUUCAUGUUAGAUAUGAAGAUGAUAUCACAGAUCCACAGUGUCCAAUUUCCUUGGGAAUGACGUUGAGCGAGCUUAGCCUACUGACGACAAACGAGAACUGGACACCUUCUAUUCUGAAUGAAGCUGCAAAAAUAAUAUACAAGCUUUUGUGCCUGGACAGCCUCAGUGCUUAUUGGAACAUACACAGCAAAAUGUAUUAUCAUGGCUCCCGUGAACAAAUACUGGAUCAGCUGAAAAGAGGAAUUCCAUGUAGUGGUAACAAGCCUCGAGACUACGAGUACAUUUUUAGACCAGUAUCAGCCUCUGCAAGACUGUAUAUCAACCCAUAUGCAGAAGUAGAACUAAAAACUCCCAAGAUUGAUUGUAAUGUGGAAGUACAGAGAAUUGUCAUUGAAUUCACUAAGCCACAGUACCUCAGCGUGAUAGACCUUCUGGAGUCCAUAGAUUACAUGGUUCGCAAUACACCAUACAGAAGAUUUAGGCCAAAUGUACCUCUCCAUAAAAAUGCUAGACAAUGGUGGAAAUACGCAGGUAACAGUGUUCUUGAAGUUCACAUUAAAAGACAUACUCAAAUGUGGUCAUGGAGUAACAUAAAACAGCAUAGGCAGCUUCUGAAGAGUUACAAAAAUAUGUACAAGAACAAGCUGACACAAAGUAAACUGUCAGAAGAAACACAGAAGCAAAUUCAGGACCUGGAAAGAAAGCUUGAUGUUUUCAAUAUAGUCCUAGCAAGACAACAAGCACAAGUUGAGACAAUAAGAUCAGGACAAAAACUACUGAAGAAGAAAACCACUGAAGCAGAAAAAAAAAGCGGAGGAUGGUUUAGUGGUUUCUGGGGUAAAAGAGAAUCUAGGAAAAAGGAAGAUGAAGAAUCACUAGUUCCUGAAACGAUUGAUGAAAUAAUGACACCAGAAGAGAAAGCUAAGCUUUUUACUGCUAUUGGAUAUAGUGACAGCUCCCAUCACCUUUCCUUACCAAAGCAGUAUGUUGCCCAUGUUGUGACACUGAAGCUGUUAAGCACUUCUCUUAUAAUUAAAGAAGACAGAAAUGUGGCAGAAACUCUUAAAGUACAGAUAAUUGAUCUGAGUACCAAAAUAUCACAGCGCCCAGGAGCACAAGCCAUUAAGGUUGAAGCAAAGCUUGAAAACUGGUAUGUUACAGGCCUGAGACAAGAAAACAUUGUACCAUCUCUUGUGGCUUCCAUAGGGGAUAGCAAGUCUUCUCUACUUCAGAUAGAGUUUAACAUUAACCCAGAGGAUAGUACUGCUGACCAGAGUCUUGCUAUUGAAUCACAGCCUGUGGAAAUAAAAUAUGAUGCAAGAACAAUAAAUGCGAUGGUAGAAUUCUUUCAGACAAGUAAGGGAAUGGAUCUUGAAAGAUUAACAUCAGCCACAUUAAUGAAGCUUGAAGAAAUCAAGGAAAGAACUGCUACAGGAUUAGUUCAUAUUAUUGAGAUGCGGAAAGUCCUUGACUUGAAGAUUAAUCUGAAACCUUCCUACCUUGUGGUUCCACAGACGGGUUUUUACCAUGAAAAAUCAGAUUUACUGAUUUUGGACUUUGGUACAUUUCAGCUGAACAGCAUAAAUCAAGGCAGUGGUCAAGCUUCUAGCUUUUCAUCUUUAGAGGAGAUUAUGGACAAAGCUUAUGACAAGUUUGAUGUGGAAAUAAAAAAUGUGCAACUUCUUUUUGGAAGAGCAGGUGAAGACUGGAAGAAGGCUCGUUUUCAACAUCCAUCAACUUUGCACGUAUUACAGCCUAUGGAUAUUCAUGUACAGUUGGCAAAAUCGAUGGUGGAGAGAGAUACCAGGAUGGCAAAGUUUAAAGUGUCAGGAGGACUUCCUUUGGUGCACGUCAGACUUUCUGACCAGAAAAUCAAGGCAAUUUUUGAUCUGAUUGAUAGCAUUCCAUUGCCUCAGAAGUCAUCUGUGUCAAUUCCAAGCACAAAGGUACAAGCUAUUCCCACAAUUCCUGUUGUUAGUAAAGGAUUACUUAAUACACCCCAGUUGUUAGCAGAAAUAGUGUCAGACUCUGAAGAGGAAUAUUUUGAUUUUGAGGAAAGUUCUGAACCAACUGACAGGUCACUUGUUAAAGGAGAAGAAAUAACAAAUAAGGAACUUGCUAAAGAGGAACUGACAGAUCUUCAGUUGAAGUUUGAAAUUAAAGAGGUUUUGGUAGAACUCACCAGGCAAAAGAAGUCUGAGGAAACGAUACUUGUAUUUGAUGUGAUGCAUCUUGGGACAGAAGCUACUGUCAGAACCUAUAAUUUAGCAGCAGUGUCUUAUUUAAAGAAAAUAAGCUUGGAUUACUAUGAAAUUGGAGGUAAAAAAGCACCCAUUCAUCUAAUUAGUUCCUCAGAUAAACCUGGCUUAGACCUUCUGAAGGUGGAAUAUACCAAGGCUGACAGAAAUGGGCCACACUUUCAGACAAAUUUUGACAACACUGAACAGAUGAUUCAAGUAGCUUUUUCAUCAUUGAACCUUCUACUGCAUACAGAGGCCCUUAUGUCUGCUGUCAGUUUUCUAACAGCUAUUAGUCCAUCAGGCAGUGAAAGUAGUGGAGAGACACCAACUAAAGAUGAAAAGCAAGAAGAUGACACUAGAUUGAAGAAAGUGGCUAGACCUUCCAAGGAUAAGGACGUCUUUGACUUCAAGCUUUUUGCCAAGCUGGAUGCCUUCUGUUUAAAUAUUUGUGAUGAAAAAAAGAACAUUGCAGAGAUCAAGAUACAAGGUCUUGACUCAUCUCUUCUCCUUCAGCGAAGUCACACUGUAUUCUUUGCCCGACUUAAAGACAUAGUUGUCACAGAUGUUGAUUCAAGGACCCUUCACAAAAAAGCUGUGUCUAUAGUAGGAGAUGAAGUUUUCAGUUUCAAUCUGACAUUAGAUCCAUAUGCUACUGAGGGGGAAGCCUACACUGACAUGUCAAAAGUGGAUGGUACCGUGUCUUUGAAAGUAGGCUGUAUUCAAAUAGUAUACCUUCACAAAUUUCUCAUGUCUCUUCUGACUUUCCUGAACAACUUUCAGACAGCUAAGGAGGCACUGAGUGCUGCUACAGUCCAAGCUGCAGAAAAGGCUGCUACCAGUGUAAAAGAUCUGGCUCAAAGGAGUUUUCGACUUGCAAUGGACAUUCACUUGAAAGCACCAGUUAUUGUCAUUCCUCAGUCCUCGGUUUCCCCCAACGCUAUAGUAAUAGAUCUUGGCUUGAUUAAGGUUCAGAACCAGUUUAGUUUGGUGUCUCUGGAAGGCAGUUCGCUCCCUCCAGUCAUUGACAAAAUGGAUGUGCAGCUGACAAAGCUGAAACUGUCUAGGACCACUAUGGAGACAGGUUUGCCGCAUCCAGACAUUCAGAUACUUCAUCCUAUUAAUUUAAGCCUGUCUGUGAAACGAAAUCUAUCUGCAGCUUGGUUUCACAAAUUACCAGUAUUGGAGAUCACGGGGUAUCUGGAUACGAUGAAUGUUGUGUUAAGUCAAGAGGAUUUGAGUGUCUUUCUCAAAGUGUUGACGGAAAACCUUGGUGAAGCAGAAGAAAAACAAACUCACGCAAAAUCAGCACUGCAAAAGGAAGGUAAAAUCAAAGAAAUGGAGAAAUCAUUUUUGACACAGGAUAAGAGUGUUCCAGAAGGAAUGCCGUCUGAGAAGGGAAAAGGAACAUUAAAUGAAGAUGUAAUCAAUAUACUACUUAACUUUGAAAUCAAAGAGGUUGUAAUAACCUUGAUGAAGCAGGUUCAGAAGGAGAGAUAUCCAUUACAUAUUCUAACUGUGCUACAGCUUGGAACUGAAACCAAAAUUAGAAAUCAUGAAUUGACUGCAGCAGCAUAUCUGAAAAAAAUUAUUAUGAGAUGCACUGAAAUAAGUGACUCAAAAGGAGAUCCUCUUUGCAUUAUUAAUUCUUCAAGUGAAACAGAUGACCAUCUUCUGAAAAUGGAAUACAUCAAGGCUGAUGCUGAUGGACCAGAUUUUGUUACUACUUACAAAAGCACCAAGCAAAACGUCAAUGUCAUCUUUUCAUGUUUGGAUAUAGUACUUCACACAGAGGCUUUGCUUUCCAUCAUGAGUUUUCUCACAUUCAGUGUUCCAUCAGGUGGUCUUCCUAGUACUGAUAAAGCAUCAGACCAAAAGCCUCAAAUAAAAGAACAAGAAAAAGGAAGUACUCUUAGACCAGUGUCUAGUAAUGCAGCCCAUGAUGAUAUCUAUGAAUUAAAGCUCACUGCAAAGCUAAAUGCAUUCAAUAUUGCAGUCUGUGAUCAGACCUGUAGCAUUGCAGACAUUAGAAUACAAGGAAUGGAUGCAUCCGUAGCUAUGAAAACUAAAAAGAUUAAAGUGUUCUCCAGACUUGAGGACAUUGUAAUUACAAAUGUUGAUCCAAAAACAAUCCAUAAAAAGGCUGUCUCCAUAAUGGGAGAUGAAGUGUUUAGAUUUCACAUGGCACUUUAUCCAGAUGCUACUGCAGGGGAAGCCUACACUGAUAUGUCAAGGGUGGACGGUAAAAUGUCUCUGAAAGUGGGCUGCAUCCAAAUAAUUUACCUACAUACAUUCUUUAUGUCUCUCUUGAACUUCCUAAACAAUUUCCAAACGGCACAAGAAGCCCUGACUGCAGUCACUGUCCAGGCAGCAGAAAUGGCUGCUUCCAGCAUGAAAGACUUUGCUAAAAAGAGCUUCCGCCUCUUAAUGGAUGUCAACUUGAAAGCUCCAGUUAUAGUUGUUCCUGAAUCUUCAACUUCAAAUAAUGCUUUGGUAGCUGAUCUUGGCUUAAUCAGAGUUCAGAAUGAAUUCAAGCUGGUGUCUUCAGAUGAAUCUUCUCUUCCUCCAGUCAUUGACAACAUGGAUGUGCAGCUAACUCAUUUGAAAUUAUCAAGGUGCAUUAUAUCCACAGAUUCUCAACCAGAUUCUGAAAUUCUGCGUCCUGUCAGUUUGACUUUACUGGUCCAGAGAAACUUAGCAGCAACUUGGUAUCAUAAAACCCCAACAAUUGGUAUCAAAGGAGACCUAAAACCAAUGCAGAUUGCACUCAGUGAAGAUGAUCUAAAUGUUGUUAUGAAAAUUUUACUUGAAAACCUUGGAGCGGCUUCUUCCCAGCCAAAUGCUGUGCAGGAGAACAUUGAAGAUACGCAGAUACUUAAAAAAGGGAAAGUUCCGAAUGAAUCUGAUCUCUGUGAGGGUCCUCUUCUUGCAUUUGGAGAAAAAAAUGUUUCUACACCUCAGUCUUCUGUGGAAUGUUAUACAACGCUUAAAUUUGACUUUAAUUUUGAGUCACUUUCAGUAACUCUCUACAAUAGUGAUACGAAUCAGAAGCAUCUGAUUUCACUGCAUAGUAACAAAUUACGCCUUGGUGAGCUCCGACUGCAUCUCAUGGCAUCAUCAGUGAAGAUGUUUUCAGAUGGCUCAAUGGAUAUCAAUGUUAAACUCAAGGCAUGUACCCUGGAUGAUCUCAGAGAAGGAAUUCAGAAUGUGACUGCAAGAAUGAUAGACAAGAAAGAUGACACAAAUGAUAGUUCUAUGAUAGAUAUAAGCUACAAGCAGGAUAAAAAUGGAAUUGAAGUCAUUGCUGUCCUUGACAAGUUGUACGUAUGUGCCAGUAUGGAGUUUUUGUUGACAGUAGCAGACUUUUUCAUUAAGUCAAUGCCGGCAUCCUCAGCUGGAAGAUCUGCACAGUUCCAAUUAAAGCAUGGUGCUUCUGGAAAAUCCAAGCCAGAAACAGAAAUAUCUGUACGUCCAAAUAUGACAGUAAAAGCUGUGAUCAUGGAUCCAGAAAUUGUGUUUGUUGCUAAUUUGACCAAUGCUGACGCCCCUGCCUUAAAAGUUUCCUUCCAAUGUGACUUUUCUCUGACAUCUGGAAAGCUUGCACAAAGGAUGACCGCUCAAGUGAAGGGUUUCAAAGUGUUGGCCUGUGCCUUUCUCAAAGAAAAACAGGACAAGAGUGUUACUACGGUGUUACGGCCAUGUUCUUUAGUCAUGGAAAAUAUGAUGCAUGCCUCGGGGUUACAAACUGUGGUAGUAACAAUAGAAGAACUUACUAUAAAGAUCUCACCAAUAAUUCUGAAUACUGUGGUGACUAUUAUGGCUGCCAUAAAACCCAAAACAACAGAGGAGGAUUCUAGAGGACCAAUUGAAGUUUCUGAGAAUUUGUGGCAAGUGAAGCCUAUAGAUGAGUGCAGUGCUUGGUUUCUUGGUGUUGAUGUAGCCACGGAAGCAACAGAAACUUUUAAGGACCGUGAACAUAUUCUGAAACAAGAGAAAUUUGACGUAGUAGUGAAAUCCGUACAGAUCACAUUGGAAUGUGGUCUGGGACAUCGAACUGUCCCUUUAUUGUUAGUAGAAUCUGUGUUUUCAGGUGUCCUUAAAAACUGGUCCUCGCUGAUGGAGGUCUCUGCUGAUAUGUCACUGGAGAUUCAUUAUUACAAUGAAACCUAUGCAGUGUGGGAGCCGCUUAUUGAACGAGUUGAAGGAGGAAAGAAGCAAUGGAGUUUAAAGCUGGAAAUGAAGACUAACCCAGUUCAAGAGAGAAGUUUGAUGCCUGGAGAUGAUUUCAUUGUUCUUCCUGAGCCACAAACUGCAGUUAACAUCUCUUCGAAGGAUACAAUGAAUAUAACAAUAUCCAAAUGCUGUCUUGCUGUUUUCAGUAAUUUAGCCAAGGCAUUUUCAGAAGGGACUGCAUCCACAUUUGACUAUUCCUUCAAAGAGACAGCACCUUUCAUCGUGAAAAAUGCCCUAGGUGUUCCUCUCAAAGUGCUUCCUAGCUCCAAUUUUCGGAUAGUUGGUUCAGUUGAAAAAGAAAAUAUGAAUGAUGUAGAAAUUGGUCAGAACAUGGAACUGGAAUAUUCUGUUUUUGAAACACCCCAACGAGGAAAGUUGUCUGCAUUGCACCGGCAAGAAAGCUCUGUCUUCUCUUUAAAUUUAGAACUUCAAGGAUAUAAGGAAGUGGUAAACGUUCCCAUAGCCAAACCAGGUCGACGACUGUACAACAUAAGAAACGUUCUUGGUGAUCGUUCAGACUCGAUCAUUGUACAGAUAGAUGCUACAGAAGGAAAUAAGGUUAUUACUCUACGAUCUCCUCUGCAGAUCAAGAACCAUUUCUCAAUCCCAUUUAUAAUCUAUAAACUGGCUAGAGACUGCAAGUCGCUGGAGCCAAUUGGUAUAUCCAAACCAGAACAGGAAUUUCAUGUUCCUUUGCAUUCAUACAGGUGUCAUCUAUAUAUUCGACCAACAGGAAUGUUAGAGGGUCAGUUUAAGGAGUCCACAACUUACAUUGCCUGGAGGGAAGAGCUACAUAGGAGCAAUGAAGUAAAGUGCUUGUUACAGUGCCCAGCCAUCGAAACAAAUUUCUUGCCUCUAAUAAUCAGCUCAACAGCUGUACCUGAUGAACUAAAUUUUAUUUCAACUUACGGAGAGGAGUGGGAUCCUGCCUACAUUAUCCACCUUUACCCUACACUGACUGUGAGGAACCUUUUACCGUACUCCUUGAGAUAUUUACUUGAGGGAACAGCAGAAGCCCGUGAAUUGACAGAAGGGAGUGCAGCAGAUGUUUUUCAUUCAAGAAUCAAUGGAGAAAUAAUGGAGCUUGUGUUGAUAAAAUACCAAGGCAAAGACUGGAAUGGGCAUCUUAAAAUUCGUGAUGGGAUGCCUGAAUUUUUUUCUGUGUCUUUCACGUGCCAUUCUGCAGCAGUGAUGACAGUGGAUAUUUACAUACAUACUAGGCGAAUUGGAAGUCGUAUGAUCUUGUCUGUGUUCAGUCCUUAUUGGAUAAUCAACAAGACUUCCCGUAUUCUCCAGUAUCGAGCUGAAGACACUCAUGUGAAGCAUCCAGCAGACUACAGAGAUAUUGUUUUGUUCUCCUUUAAAAAGAAAAAUAUUUUUAGUAAAAAUAAGAUCCAGUUAUGUAUUUCAACUAGCACUUGGUCCAGUAGCUUUUCCCUUGAUACUGUAGGAAGCUACGGAUGUGUCAGGUGUUCAGCCAAUAACAUGGACUAUCUGGUUGGAGUUAGCAUCAAAAUGAGCAGUUUUAACCUUACCAGGAUAGUUACCUUCACUCCAUUCUACACAAUAGCAAAUAAAUCUUCUCUGGAACUAGAAGUUGGAGAAAUUGGUCCUAAUGGCUCGCUUCCAACUAAUAAAUGGAAUUAUAUCUCAGCUUCAGAGUGUCUUCCAUUUUGGCCUGAAAGCUCAUCUGGUGAACUUUGUGUAAGAGUAGUUGGCUAUGAAAGCUCAUCCAAACCAUUCCUUUAUAAAGCCCAGGAUAACGGUACUCUGCUGAGGCUGGAAGAAUUGAAUGGGGGCUUACUGGUAGAUGUGAACAUUUCUGAGCAUUCUACUGUCAUAAGCUUCUCGGAUUACCAUGAGGGAGCUGCUCCAGCUCUCAUUGUUAACCAUACUCCAUGGGACUCUCUCAGAUAUAAGCAGAGUGGCUUACAAGAGGAAAUGGAGUUGAAACCAAACCAAGUAUGCCUGUUUGCAUGGACAGAUCCAACUAAAACAAGGAAAUUGACUUGGGGCUACUCGCAAAAUUUUGGUGAACAUGACCUACUUAAGGAUGAAUGUGGCCAAUUCCCUUACAAUGCAAAUACUCAAAUACACUGGGUGUCUUUCCUGGAUGGACGCCAACGAGUGCUACUUUUCACAGAUGACGUUGCAUUAGUUUCUAAAGCACGACAAGCAGAGGAGCUGGAGCAACCUGAUCAAGAAAUAAACUUGUCAAUCCAUAGUCUUGGACUUUCUCUUGUUAACAAUGAAAAUAAAAAAGAAAUCUCUUAUAUAGGAAUUACUAGUUCUGGUGUUGUUUGGGAAUUCAAACCGAGGCAAAAGUGGAAACCAUUUAAUCAAAAGCAAAUUAACCUGUUGGAACAAGCCUAUCAAAAGUAUCUUUCUAAGAGUGCUUUCCAAGCUCCAGGCUGGCAUAAACUAGAUGGCAAUACUGAGGUGAAUUUUAGUAAGGUUCCAAUGGAAAUGCGUCUCCCAGUCAGAUGCAACAUCCGACGCAACUUCCUGUCAGGAAUUCAGGUUGAAUUCAAACAGUCACCUCACCAAAGAAGCUUACGGGCUCAAUUGUAUUGGCUGCAGGUUGAUAAUCAGUUACCAGGAUCGAUGUUUCCUGUUGUAUUUCACCCUGUAGCCCCUCCCAAGUCGAUUGCUUUGGAUUCAGAACCUAAACCCUUCAUUGACAUCAGCAUUAUCACUAGAUUCAACGAAUACAGCAAAGUACUGCAGUUCAAAUACUUCAUGGUUCUAAUCCAGGAAAUGGCACUGAAAAUUGAUCAAGGAUUUUUAGGAGCACUUAGUGAACUUUUCACUCCAUCUACAGACCCAGAAGCUGAAAGACAAAGGACUAAAUUAAUUCAACAAGAUGUGGAUGCACUUAACACUGAGCUAAUGGAGGCUUCCCUAACAGACCUGUCAAUGCUCAGCUUCUUUGAGCAUUUUCAUAUUUCUCCAAUUAAGUUGCAUUUGAGUCUAUCUCUGGCUUCUGGUGGAGAAGCAUCAGAUAAGGGGGAAGAAAUGAUAGCUAUCCAUUCUCUGAAUUUGCUGUUGAAGAGUAUUGGAGCUACUCUAACAGAUGUGGAUGAUCUUAUUUUCAAACUUGGUUUCUUUGAAAUUAAAUAUCAGUUCUACAAGAGAGACCAACUGAUGAAGAGAGCUGUUAGACAUUAUAGUGAACAACUCCUGAAACAGAUGUAUGUUCUUGUGCUUGGGUUAGAUGUUCUCGGAAAUCCGUUUGGCUUAAUCAGAGGCUUGUCUGAGGGAGUUGAAGCUUUCUUCUAUGAGCCGUUCCAGGGGGCUGUUCAAGGACCUGAAGAAUUUGCUGAGGGCUUUGUAAUUGGUGUCAAAAGUCUUCUUGGACACACAGUGGGUGGUGCAGCAGGGGUGGUGUCUAGGAUCACUGGUUCUGUUGGAAAAGGCUUGGCUGCCAUUACUAUGGAUAAAGAAUUUCAGCAGAAACGGAGAGAGGAAAUGGGUCGGCAGCCAAAAGACUUUGGUGACAGCCUGGCCAAAGGAGGAAAAGGCUUGUUACGGGGUGUUGUUGGAGGUGUGACGGGCAUAAUCACGAAACCUGUGGAAGGGGCUAAAAAAGAAGGUGCAGCUGGAUUUUUUAAAGGAAUUGGAAAGGGGCUUGUAGGAGUGGUGGCCCGCCCAACUGGUGGCAUCGUAGAUAUGGCAAGCAGUACCUUCCAGGGAAUUCAAAGGGUGGCAGAAUCAACUGAAGAAGUAUCUAAUCUCCGUCCUCCACGUUUCAUUCACGAAGAUGGCAUCAUCCGACCAUACGAUAGGGUGGAAGCUGAGGGUUAUGAUUUAUUUGAGCAAGAACUGGAAUAACGGAGUAACAUUUUCCAUAUUUCUUCUCUAUUUCUAUCACGGUCUUUUAUCUGCCUUAAGUAUUUAGAUUAAGGGCAUGAUUGCAUUUAAAUGUCCUCUCCCCAUCUUUUCUGUGUAGCAGUUGAAUAAAACAGUAGUUCGUGUUGCCCAGGCUAAGAAAACAAACUAACUAACUUGAAUAACCAUCUUCAGUAAGAUUAGAUCAAUGAAUAAGAUGAGAAAGACGGGGAGGGUUUGUUUCCUGUAUAUUUGUUUUUCUGAGGAUGCUUAGCUCCUUAUUAAUGGCAACAACAGAAAGCACUUGUGGGGGGGCGGGCGUUGAAAUUCAUGGUAGGGCAGAUACUGAGUUCAUUCAUUCAUUAACGUUCUCUUAGAGCUGGGGCUGUGGAUGAAGGGAGAAAGCAACAUUUUGAUACUUCUGCAAAAUUUAAAAUAUUGAUAUUGAAUGGAAUUUUCUUCUGUGAAAAUACUUAUUGAUAAUUUCGUGAUACAGAAAUACUGUUUCUGUAUAAAUGCGAAGAGAACUUGUAUUUGUGGUUUCUAUACUUAUAUUUCACUUAUACAUCUGCUGAGCCACUAUCACUUCAGGUUACCACUACUACUACUUUAUGAAAAUUUUGUCAAUUAAAAAAUAUAACUAGUUCAGUUGACCCUGAUCUCAUUCACAGAGUCUUCUGGGGCUUUGCUGUUCAACAUACGUGAACAUACAUGCUGUUCAAACUUUCAGCUGUUAACAUGAAUUUACAUAUAUAUAUAUAAAAAAAUGAAAUUAUAUAUAUUUCUAAAUUAAGUAAUGCUAUAAACUUCAUUUCUAAUACAAUAUCUCAUAAGUUAACAAGCUAAGCUUAACGAGCUGUUCUCAGCAAGCUGCCUAUCAUACAUGGAAAAAAAAAACCAUUGAGCAGAGACAUCUCUGCUGCUAAUGCCUUCUUAGAAUUUAGUGGUCAAUAGUCAGCUGAUUUAAUUUAAAAUUGCUAAAAAAAUAAAACAUUUAGUGAAUUUUUAUUUUAGCUAAUCAAGUGAAAUUAAGUUCUUGUGAUAAGCAAACCAAAUUUCUUCAUGUAAUGAAUACAGGGGUUUGGGUUUUUGUUUGUGUUAUUUUUGAUUUUGUUUGUUUUUUGACUAACUGAUUUUGAUUAUUAUGCUAGAGGUUAGUAUGGGGAAAGUUUUGUUUUCUGAUGUAAAUUACAAGCAAGAGGGGGACAGUGUCUUUACAGGAAAUAGGAUAUUCAACAAGGAAGAUGAGUCAGAAAGUGAGUUUUAUAUGCAUUUACAAAUUUAAUCACAAAUGAACCAACUUGUAGGUACUACUGCUGUUCAUUUUGACCCAACGUUACAAGUAGCUUAACCAGAAUCCUCACCCUCUCGUCUGUUUUAACUAACUUUAAUGCAUGUGUCCCUUUAAAAAAAAUACACGGUUACAAGGUUGAAACCUUGUAAAGUUGCCUUAAGGAAUGGAUGCCUCAAUACUAUCCAGUGGUUGGACAAAAACAUGUUUUGCUUAAAUACUCACUUGUACGUGAAAUAUAGACAAUGGUAGACAUUAGAGCUCAGCUUAGGAGAAGCAUGUAUGUAGGUCUUAAGACAAGCUACUUUUUUCCACCCAGAAGGUGUUUUUUUGGUGCAGAAUGAGGACAGUAGCCAGAUGGAGUAGAUUGGUUCACUUGGGUAAAGUUGUUUACACAUUGCGUUUUCCCAGAAGUGCUGGAUCUAAUGUAUAUGGGCUAUACAGGGAACUGUUCAGUCAAUCCAAAACCUGGAAAGUGAGAUUCGAUGUCUUGCAGGCCAUGUCUCCAGCUCAUGCAGUGAGGCUUAGGAGUACAGAAUGUGUUUUGUUAAACAAAAACACACAGUACGUAUAGCUGGAGAAAUCAAAGAGCAAAUAGGGCAGCUCUAGGAGAACUGCUUUCCAAGGAAUAAGUUCUCAUGAGUUUUAAUCUUUGUAUGAGUGUUUGUAGUUGAUGAUAUUUGCUAGAGCAGGUAAUGAAUGCCUUUGGCCUUGUUAGUCUUUGUCUCUUAAUAUGCAGGUGUUGCUGCCUGCUCUGGUGAGGAGACUGUCUUCUAACCCCAGCACUUAGGGUCUGACAUGAUGCAAUUCAUACAUUAUUCAGUGUCUAUGGCUUUACUUUGUUUCAUUUCAGAGUUAAAGCAUGGAGCUUUAUAAAGAAUGCAGAACGCUUCAUGAAUAAUUAAGACAUGGUGGUGAGACAGUGUGUGGCAGAGAGAAUACUAUGCUAGGUUUCAAGAAGCUGCAGAUUCUAUUUCUGGUUGAGUCACUGUUCUGCUGUGUAAAUUUGCACAGGUUCUUUCAUUUCCAUGUAAAAUAAGAAUGAGCUGAACUUUAAAGUGCUCUAGUAUUCUCAUAAAAAGAGAAGCUUUUGAUAAAGAUGCCUGAAUUUUAAGAGUGUGCAGAUCAUGGAGCAAUUUGCAUCAAGAGCAACCCCCUUUUUGCAUAAUGCUACCACCAUUGUGCUGACAUCUAUCAGGUGUAUUGAGAAUAGCUCUGAGAAAUACUGCAUCUCUUAGGCACAGAGCUCGGUAGGAACCCUUACUUUAGUAAUAUAUUGCCUGUAAAAUGUAAAAAUACUAUCGGGGUUGUUUCUGAAGUCAUGAGAAACAGGCUUUCUCUCGAAAGCUUUGAGUAUACAUAGAGGAACAUGCUUAUGAAUAAAUCUGUUUAAAUAUGUGGCAUGUCUCAUUUCUGCAUAUUCAACAAAAGGAUUCAGAAUAUGGAUUGCAGCCUUUGAAUUGCAGUCUUACAUGGUGGUGGGUUUUGUAAUUCUAGAAUUUGUACUUGUUUUUAAAAUAGCUAUGGUUCUGGUAUAAAACGUGAGUUCGUAUUUUGAUUUUAGUCCUAUGCUGCCAUCUUUCUUCUGAUGUUUUGAAGAGACUUUGAGAUAAGCUAGUCUUUCUGGCAUUUUUCUUCCUUUCAUGUGUGUUUAACGGUUUCAGAAAUUUUUAAGAUGGUCAGAAAGUGUUAUUUUUUUAUAGAAGAUGUGGAACAUAUAUUUUUGGCUGGUGGAAAAUACUGAAUUAAAAUGUUUUUCAAAACAUCACCUCACUAGGGAGCAAAUCCAGGAAAACACUAUGCUAUUGAUUUAAACUCUUGAAUAUUAAUCCACUUUUGAUCUUAAAGGGGUUUUGGGGUCAUUUACAAUGUAUUAUGAUGCUUUAAGACCUUUGUUGAACUUCUUAAAUAUAUGAAAAUAAAAUGCAAAUAUAAAUAAAUAUUGGAGCAUCUUACAGUUGAUUCUAAUGUAGGUUGAGUUGACAAAAGAUCUUUCCAUUUUGGUUGCUUAAACGAUAUAGAGUUCUUAGCCUGCGCGGGUGAUCAUAGACAGAUAAAUGUGGAGUCAAGUUUAGCUUCUCUUAUCAUCUUAUCAGUUUUAUAGAUCCAGCUGUGGAAAUACAGAAGUAAAUGUAUCUUUACAAGGAAUUACUAAAAACAUACUGAAUUUUUAGUCCUUCCUCCUUAAUUUGUUCUCGUUAGUUUGUCAGAAACAACUUGAGAAACUUGCUGUUAUACACGGGCUCAAUUCCACAGUAACAGCCAUAAAAUGAACUGAAGGUCAUCUUAUUUUGUGAUGAAGAACAUCAAACCAGUUUUGGAGUAUCCAGUUGCAGGUACUCUGAGGUGCAUGUGUUCUGCCUCCAGACAGAGCGUGUGUGGCCUUUGUUCUUCCUUAUGUUUCUUCACGUUCCUACACAGGAGCUGCACAUUUUCCAUUAAAACAGAUUGUAUGAUAAAAAAGAUGGUUGUACUGGCUUAGAGAGUACAAAGUUAACAUGCAUGGACAUUAUGCCUAUAUAACUGUCUUUGUUCAUUUUUGCAAAGUAAACAUUAUUUACAAGUGGAAUGUGUAUUUUAUAAAGACCUUUUACACUGAUUUAACAUUCUUAGUGGCAGAAGGAAGAGUAGAUGUUUGAGGUGCACGUACUGUAGAUUGAAUUUCAGCAUCUCAGUUGACUUCUCUGUGGUGAUAGUGGAAAGCUCUUGAUCUUAGCAAUAAAUGGUAAGUUUUAUUUUGUGACGUAGGAAGACUGUAGUAGUUGGACUUUCUGUAAAAUCCUGUGUUGAUGACUGUUGAUGCACAUCCUCUUUCCAACAUUUAUUUCCAAGGUUCAGACAAUAUAUAAUCCAACUGCUCUACUCUUACCAGUAUUGCUGGGUUCUGAACAUUGUCUAGUUGCUUAUGAAUAACUGCACAGAAUUACAACAUCAGUGGCACUUUGAUUUGCAGGUUCAGAGACAUGAGAUGAUUGCAGUAUAGGAAUGUAUGUACUGCAUAUUACAACUAUAAUUAGCUUUGCAGUCCAAAAUAAAUGCAGAACUAGCUUUAAACCUAAUGUGUAUAUUCCUCAUUUCACUGUUUUUCGUGCUAAGAGUUUUCAUCUUUAGAUGUAACAACAUACGGCCUCCUCCCCAAAGAGAACGGUAGGCAUGGGUAUUGUAGGGGCUUCCCAUUAGAGUGUUCUGCUGGUAGCUGGUUUUAGGUAAAUAUGUACAGGGUUAUAACAGAAAACAUGUAUUUAAUUCUAGCAGACUGCUUCUGUCCUGAAAACUAACAUUCAUUCAACUGAGUAACUCAACUACCUUUACCUGUAACACAUAGUUAAUGUGUUGUUAAUCAAGCAGGGGGCUAAGUAGGACGAACAGAAACAGAUUGCCUGCUUUCUGACAAAUUCAUAGCAGGAGAACCAGUAGUUGGCACAGAUUUAUUCUCAUAACUAGUUUCGGGUUGGCUUCCCUUUGGUAUUACAUUAUUCUUUUCACAAUUUUGUCUUUUUGUACAUGAUGUUUUGAUGUGUAUCCACUUCCCAUAAAUACUUUGAUGUGUUGCUCUGUGAAUUUUGUUGCCUUUAAGGCAGUGUUGCUGUGAGCUUGAUUUAGGGAUGACUGUGAGACUGUCUUCCAUGCUGCUUUUUGGAGUUGAUGGAAUAUUGUGAACCUGGUGACAUGCUCUAGAAAAUGUUGUUAUACUUCAGUUAAACAGCAUGUACAGAAUAGGAAAUCUGAAAAAUAUGUUACAAAAAAAUUAAUGAAGAACUCAGGGGGGUGGGGGAGCUAGUAAACACUUCAGUACUUCAUUUUGAAACUUUUUUUAACCUCUGUAUUCAUAGUUUGUCACUUGAGUUGUAGUUGUCUAACAGAAAUGUGUUGAGUAAUUUGAUCUACCCUUUCAUAUACCUUAUUAUUUAGAAUAUUGAAUGGGCACAUUCAAUGCUUCAGAAGCCUGACCUUGAGGUGCCUUGAGUAUUUGUAACUUGAUAGUUAUUUCUAAGGGUCUGGGUCAUGUGCUGCCACUGUCAAAGGUACUGUUGCAGGAUUUUCACUCUUAAACCAAAUCUGCAGCAUGGGGUGUAACAGAAUGAGCAUUACUAAACAAUUAUUAGCACAGAAAGGAAAUUAAAGCUGAAGAAAUAGUAUGAUACUGCAGUGUCAGUGUUCCACCUCUUGAGUGGAACAGAUCAGACCUUUCAGUGUCUCAGCUUCAGGAGUGAGAACACUGUGAGAACCUGCCUUUAAAGCACUAGUUCAACAAGGUAACUUUUUAAAAGGCUUUUGAAUUGAAAAACACUGCUUUGAGGUUUUUUUUCUUUUUACAGCCCCAAAAUUACUUCCUAUUUCUU
This is a messenger RNA of Chroicocephalus ridibundus (black-headed gull), 16613 nucleotides long. RefSeq names its product vacuolar protein sorting 13 homolog C (gene VPS13C). The transcript is spliced from 82 exons. The record is from RefSeq and is a predicted model, not a curated record. Gene Ontology annotation, cellular component: extrinsic component of membrane. The coding region runs from base 81 to 10982 and encodes 3633 amino acids. Gene Ontology annotation, biological process: protein retention in Golgi apparatus; mitochondrion organization; protein targeting to vacuole. Lineage: Eukaryota; Metazoa; Chordata; Aves; Charadriiformes; Laridae.